CUGGCAUUUAGUAGAGCCAUCAAAACCUUAUUGUUUAGUAACAAACUUCGACGAGAGCACACAAAAAUUCGAAACGGAAAAAGAAAUCAAAUUUGUUCUCCACAAUUUAUUUAAGUUUUCCUUUUUUCGGGUUAUUACCAAAAGUUGGAUCGUGCUUCCCAGCAAUCAGAAUGGUUGAACUAAGGAAAACCGUACGUAUGUUCAGGAUCGCCAAGGCCUUUUGCUCCGCUCUCUACAACGAUCGGUUCUUGUGGACCUUCGUCAAAAGCUAUGGACUCUUCGCCUUGGCCAUUCCCAUUGCCAAGUCUUUCGACGGCUACGAGGUCCUGCCCCGUGCUCUACCAAGUUUCUAAUUCAAGUAUCAUAUAUCAGCAAGGAUGAUCAAGUUUGUGGAUCACUCUUGCUAUGAUCUAUUCAAGUUCUAUUCAACAAAAAUUCUACCAAUAAUUUUUGGCGAAAAUAAUGGGGAAAAUGUCUCUUGGAGAAUUGGUGCGUAAAUUGGAUGUGCGUUCUCAUCUCGGAAAAUUGCUGAAAUUGUAUGAAAUAUUUGCGGCAUUGGUGCUGUGAUAAGAUUAAACAACGGACUUCCCCUG
This is a messenger RNA of Drosophila bipectinata, 593 nucleotides long. RefSeq lists its product as uncharacterized. Lineage: Eukaryota; Metazoa; Arthropoda; Insecta; Diptera; Drosophilidae. The record is from RefSeq and is a predicted model, not a curated record.